This is a messenger RNA of Paramecium pentaurelia, 707 nucleotides long. The record is from the annotation of a GenBank genome assembly. Lineage: Eukaryota; Ciliophora; Oligohymenophorea; Peniculida; Parameciidae.
AUGAAUAGUAGCUAAAAAAUUAGAAAGGGUUCUCGUAACAUGAAGUAUGAAUAAAUUUCACUUUAGGUAUAAGAAAAUAUCACACGAACAAAGAAAUUAAAUAAUAAAUGAGUUAACCAAGAAUGGAAAGACACUGAAAGAAGUAAAUAAGUUUAUAUUUUAGUAUAGGUUUCUGAAGAAACUUAGUUGAAACCUUCUACUGUCAAAGCUAUAUUGUAAGUCUAUCUAAAAGAAGGGAGAAUUGGAAAGAAAUCCACUAGAGAUAGAAAGGUGAAAUUGUUAAAUACAACAGUAAUUGCCUUAAUUGACAAAACUAAGUAAAAUAUUUUGUUAUGUUAUUUAAAAGAAACAGUGAUUAUGCAAUAGAGAAUCUCUAGUUUAUUCAUCCUAUGAUCAAAAUAAACCAAUAGUCUUCUGAAAUAUCACAUAAUGGUUAGACUCUGACUGAAACUUAAUAGAAGCUUGAUUAAUAUUCAAAAUAACUAAUGAUGACUUAAGUAAGAGACUUCCUUAGGGAAAAGAAGCAAGAAAUAUUAGAACAAUUAGUUAAUCCAUAAGCAAAACAGAAUUUUCUUAAUUAACUUGCCCAAUUUGAAGUUGCUGACUAAUUACCCUUUCAAGAAUUAAAAAAGGAGCAUUUAUAAGUUGAGGAUGAAUAAUUAGUAGAAAAAAUCACUCAACAUUUAAAAUCUAAAGUAAAACUAUGA